AAGAAAAAAAACCGAACAUAUCUCAGCUCUCUUCUUCACUCCCUUCACGUCGUCGAGUCGGAGCCGAGUCGAGUCGCCCGAUCCGAACCGACCUCCAUCGAACCUCCCUUCCUCCUCCAAUGGCGACGCCACCGUCUCUCCGAUCUCGUCCCCGGUGAAAAUCCCCCGCCGUUUCCUCCUCGCUUCUCCCCCCGGGAGAGAAAAGUUCAUCCUCUCUCAUGAACGGCGCCGUCCCGUGAUCUCCGGCCACGAUGGACGACGCCGCCGCCGCCACCGCCGCGCUCCGUUCGAUCCGCGACCGAUUCCCCUUCAAGCGGAACUCGAACCCUAGCCUAGGCCCCAAUCACUCCUCCCGGGAUCGCGCCAAGAGCUUGCCCCCCGAUCGCCAGCUCCUCCGGGCCGGCCGAGCCCAUCACGGCGGCAGGUUCAGCCGCAAGGGCCUCUCCUCCUGGCUCCUCCCCUUCAGGGGCAAGUCGCUGCUCUACUCGGCGAUACUGCUCGCGGUCCUCGUCUUCGCGAUGGCGUCGGUGGUGCUGCAGAGCUCGAUCACGUCCGUGUUCAAGCAAGGGAGCGACAGGGGGAGGUCGCCGAGGGAUGGGCUCAGGUUCGGCAGCACGCUGAAGUUCGUGCCGUCGCGGCAGUUUGCGGAGGGAGGGGGAUUGGAUCGGGCGCGGUCGGAGAGGAGGAUCGGCGUUCGGCCGCCGAGGCUUGCUCUUGUUUUGGGGAAUUUGAGGAAGGAUCCACAGUUUUUGAUGCUUUUUUCUGUCGUGAACAAUCUAAAAAAACUAGGUUACACUUUUCAGAUACAUGCAGUAGAGAAUGGUGAAGCACUUCCUGUCUGGAAGGAUGUAGCCAGUCAGAUUUCAGUUCUGGGUCCCGAGCAAUAUGGCCAUAUUGAUUGGUCAAUCUAUGAAGGUAUUAUUGUUGAUUCUAUAGAAGCACAAGAGGCUGUUUCGAGCCUUAUGCAGGAGCCUUUUUCUUCAGUGCCUCUUAUAUGGGUAAUUCAAGACGAUGUCCUUGCAAAACGCCUUCCAUUUUAUGAGGAAAUGGACUGGAAGCAUCUUGCCACUCUGUGGAGAAACACUUUCAGCAGAGCUGAUGUCAUCGUGUUUCCUGAUUUCACUCUUCCGAUGUUAUAUAGUGUGCUUGACACUGGGAACUUCUUUGUCAUUCCUGGAUCUCCAGUUGAUGUCUGGUCUGCAGAAAGGUAUAGCCAGACUCAUUUUAAGCAUCAACUGAGGGAACUCAAUGGAUUCCAUCGAGAUGAUUUGGUAGUUCUAGUCAUUGGAAGUUCUUUAUUCUACAACGAGCUAUCAUGGGAUUAUGCUGUGGCAAUGCAUGCCAUAGGACCUUUGCUGGUAAAGUAUGCAAGGAGAAAUGAUGGAGGGUCUUAUAAGUUUGUUUUCUUGUGUGGCAAUUCCACUGGUGACAGUGACGAUGCCUUCCAGGAGAUUGCUUCUCGUCUGGGACUUCUUCCAGGUUCAGUGAGGCAUUUUGGCAUAAAUGCCGAUGUUAAUAGUGUAUUGUCUAUGGCAGACAUUGUUCUUUAUGGUUCUUCUCAAGAUGAGCAGGGUUUCCCUCCAUUACUUGUCCGAAGCAUGACAUUUGGAAUCCCUGUUGUUGUCCCAGACAUUCCAGUUAUUACAAAAUAUGUUGUUGAUGGCGUCCAUGGGAUACUUUUUCCGCAGCAUAACCCUGAUGCUUUGAUGAGAGCAUUUUCCUCUUUAAUAGCAGAUGGCAGACUUUCUGAGUUUGCCAUCACUGUUGCAUCUUCUGGAAAACUGCUUGCUAAGAACGUGAUGGCAUCAGAUUGCAUUAGUACAUAUGCGAAACUUUUGGAGAAUAUGCUUGAUUUUCCAUCAGAUACCAUUUUGCCUGGUCCUGUUGCUAAGCUUGAACAGUUGUCAUGGAACUGGAAUUUAUUGGAGGGUGAAAUAAAUCAGGAUGCAGGUGACAUGCCUCAUGAGGAUUCAACACAAGCUGGUGUAGUUCAUGCUCUAGAGGAAGAAUUGACUGACCUUGUGGGUCUUAGAAACACCUCUGAGAAUCAAACUGAUACUAUCGGAGAUUUUCCAAUAGAACAAGAUUGGGCAGUUCUGCAGGAAAUAGAACAAUUUGAAGAGUUUGAGAAAGUAGAAAAGGAAGAGCUUGAAGAAAGAAUGGAGAGAGAUCCCGGCUCAUGGAAUGACAUAUACCGUAAUGCGCGGAAAUCUGAGAAGCUCAGUUUUGAAGCAAAUGAAAGGGAUGAGGGAGAACUGGAAAGGACAGGACAGCCAGUAUGCAUUUAUGAGAUAUACGGAGGGGCAGGAGCUUGGCCAUUUCUUCAUCAUGGUUCUUUGUACCGGGGUUUAAGUCUUUCAACAAAAGCAAGGAGAUUGAGAUCAGAUGAUGUAGAUGCAGUCAGCCGGCUUCGUCUUCUGAAUAACACUUAUUAUCGGGAUAUUCUAUGUGAGAUAGGAGGAAUGUUUUCUAUUGCAAAGAGGGUAGAUAACAUUCACAGUAGACCUUGGAUUGGGUUCCAAUCAUGGCGAACUGCCGGUAGGAAGGUUUCAUUAUCCCCAAAAGCGGAGAAGGUAUUGGAAGAGUCAGUACAAGGGGAGGAAAAAGGAGAUGUAAUGUACUUUUGGGCACGUUUAGACAUGGAUGGUGGUUUUAGUGGAAGCAAUGACGUCCUCACAUUUUGGUCUAUGUGUGACAUCUUGAAUGGAGGAGGAUGCAGAAAUGCUUUUGAGCAAGCCUUCCGCAAGAUAUAUGGUUUACCGUCACAUAUAGAAGCUCUUCCUCCCAUGCCAGAGGAUGGUGGCUACUGGUCUACCCUGCAUAGCUGGGUGAUGCCGACCCCGUCAUUUCUUGAGUUCAUGAUGUUCACCAGGAUGUUUGCCGAUUCUCUCGACUCCUUGCAUAUAAAUUCCAGUGCAACCAAUUUCUGCUUGCUGGGUGAAACAGAGGCUGAGAAAAGUCAUUGUUAUUGUCGUAUUUUGGAACUUCUUGUCAAUGUGUGGGCCUACCACAGCGCCAGAAAGAUGGUUUACCUAGAUCCGCAUACGGGUUCACUCUCAGAGCAGCAUCCGGUUGAGCUUAGAAGGGGAUUUAUGUGGGCAAAAUACUUCAAUUUUACAUUGCUGAAGAGUAUGGAUGAAGAUUUAGCAGAAGCUGCCGAUGAUGGCGACAAUCCAAGAGAGCCAUGGUUGUGGCCAUUAACCGGGGAAGUGCACUGGCAAGGGAUUUAUGAAAGGGAGAGGGAAGAAAGGUAUAGGCUAAAGAUGGAUAAAAAGAGAAAGACGCGGGAGAAACUCAAUGAGAGGAUGAAACACGGGUACAAGCAGAAAUCCCUAGGGGGAUAGGACACGAGCAGCAGCCUCAAUUGAGGCGGUCAGUUCUAAUGGGCAAAAGUUUUCGUACACUUCACAGGCUACCCCAACGUCGAAACAAAGAAAUGCAGCAGAUUUGCAGGGGGAUUGCCUGAUUCUUUCUAACUGCGUCGAUGUAAAACCAGUUUCAAUCAUUCUUUUGAAGGCUGGGAAGAUCCGGAAGGGCUUCCAUCAUAAGCUGCAGUUGACUCGCAAUUUUUUUUUUGACGAGAUUUUGUUCGGUCAACUCGAGCGGCAGGAGGUACAAUUGGUUUCCAAAAGAGCAGACACAAAGUUUGAGUUCAAAAUUCGUUUCCACCACUCCAAGAGGGUUCAGUCUAGGCAAAAAUUAGUAUUCUUUCUCUGAUGUAUAUUCUCUCUUCACAAUAUCAAAGGCGAUCUUUUUAUGGAGAGUGUCGAAUUGAGGUUCGUUCAAAUUUAAUUCCAGGUUCCAAUUCUUUGAA
Syzygium oleosum is the source of this 3814-nucleotide messenger RNA. RefSeq lists its product as uncharacterized. The coding region runs from base 252 to 3344 and encodes 1030 amino acids. The record is from RefSeq and is a predicted model, not a curated record. Gene Ontology annotation, molecular function: glycosyltransferase activity. The transcript has 14 exons. NCBI's taxonomy places the organism in Eukaryota, Viridiplantae, Streptophyta, Magnoliopsida, Myrtales, Myrtaceae.